Molecule: messenger RNA, 3450 nt
Organism: Conger conger (European conger)
Lineage: Eukaryota; Metazoa; Chordata; Actinopteri; Anguilliformes; Congridae
Gene: dync1li1
Product: dynein, cytoplasmic 1, light intermediate chain 1
Exons: 12
Coding region: 162-1568 (468 amino acids)
Biological process (GO): microtubule cytoskeleton organization; microtubule-based movement
Cellular component (GO): cytoplasmic dynein complex; centrosome
Molecular function (GO): dynein heavy chain binding
Source: RefSeq, a predicted model, not a curated record
AAUAAAACGCGCUUCAUGCAGUGCGUCUUAAUAAGCUGCGGACUGAAUCGUGCUGGAUGGAUUGUGCUGAUAGGGUGUUCCCGUGUUCUUUUUCAGACUGGAUCACAGACACUUGAGACAGAUCUUUCAAGCAGCGUGCUAGAUAGAUAAUCCCCAAUUAGAUGUUAAUCAGUAUAGGCUGUAGAUGUCCCGCUGCAUUAUACUGUGGUCCAUGCCCAAGCUACUGCAAAACCAGUGAAGAUGGGGCAGGCAAAACCACUUUGCUGGCCAAGCUCCAGGGCAUAGAUGAUUACAUGAAAGGGAGGGGGCUGGAGUACCUCUAUUUUAAUGUUCAUGAUGAUGACAUUGAUGACCACACCAUGUGUAAUGCCUGGAUAUUGGACGGUGACCUCUUUCACAAGGGUCUCCAGAAGUUUGUGGUUUCCCUGGAGAACCUGGCUGACACCAUUGCUCUGCUGGUGGUUGACAUGUCGAGGCCCUGGUUCGCCCUGGACUCCCUGCAGAAGUGGGCCAGCGUUGUCCGAGAGUACAUCGACAAGCUGAGGGUCCCCCCAGAGGAUCUGAGGGACAUGGAGCAAAAAUUGGUGAGGCAGUUCCAGGAGUACACUGAGCCGGGGAGCAACCUCAGCGUCUCGCCCCAGAGGAGAAACCCUGCCAUGGCCGACGGGGAGGAGAACAUUGUGCUCCCCCUGGGGGACAACACGCUCACGCACAACCUGGGCAUGCCCAUGGUGGUCGUGUGCACCAAGUGUGAUGCGAUUAGCGGCCUGGAGAAGGAGCAUGACUACAGGGACGAGCACUUUGACUUCAUCCAGUCUCACAUCCGCCGCUUCUGCUUGAAGUAUGGGGCAACACUACUUUACACUUCAGUGAAGGAGAGUAAAAAUUUAGAUUUAUUGUAUAAAUAUCUCGUCCAUAGGUUAUACGGGUUUCCUUUCAACUUGCCUGCUCAAAUUGUGGAGAAAGAUGCAGUUUUCAUUCCUGCAGGGUGGGACAAUGAAAAGAAAAUUGCAAUCCUCCACGAAAACUUUCAGACCAUUAAAGUGGAGGACCCGUUUGAAGAUGUAAUAGUGAAGCCUUCUGUCAGGAAGUUUGUACACGAAAAGGAAAUAAAUGCAGAAGAUGACCAGGUGUUUCUAUCAAAGCUGCAGUCCCUGUUGGCAAAACAACCUCCAGCCACUGCAGGAAGGCCAGUGGACACCGCCAGCAGAGCCCCAGGUGGAUCCCCCAGAACUACGAAUCGCUCUGCGGCCUCAAACGUGGCUAACGUCAUGCCCAUGCAAUCAGGUACCAAGAAGAUCGAUCCCAGUAUGAAAGGUGGACAGACAAGUGAGGGGGUCCUGGCCAACUUCUUCAACAGCCUGCUGACCAAGAAGGCCGGGUCUCCAGGGCCAGGGGGUAGUCCAUCAGGGGGAGGAGGGAACACACCUGGGACCGUCAGGAAGUCAGGUUCCAAGCUGGGUUUGACGGACGUGCAGGCCGAGCUCGACCGCAUUUCCAACAAAUCGGAAAUGGAAGCGUCGUCCCCCACGUCCACGUCGCCGCCUGCCGAAAACGACGAGUCUUGAAGGCCGGGCGAGAUGAGAACAACCUCCCCCCCCCCUUCCCCCGCCCCCACAUCCUCUGCAUCGCCCCGCCCGAGUCUGCCUCUCCCUUCAUAUUGUACUUCAUCUUUGUCUUCUUUUUCUGCAAGCGCACUAGCCGGCUGCAGAGCGGAACACGGUAAACUCAGACUUUUAUUUUGAAAGGCCGGAGUGGACCUCUCACUCGCUGGCCACUAUUUAAUGUUCUGUGCGGAAAGAAAACCUGGAAAGAAUUGUGCGAUGAGAGCUAGCAGGAGUGCUAGCUCACACUGAAAGGCAUUAGGAGUGCUAGCAGGAGUGCUAGCUUACACUGAAAGGCAUAAGGAAUGCUAGCUCACACUGAAAGGCAUUAGGAGUGCUAGCAGGAGUGCUAGCUCACACAUUAAAUGGCAUAAGGAGUGCUAGCUCACACUGAAAGGCAUUAGGAGUGCUUGCUCACACUGUAAAGGCAUUAGGAGUGCCUGUGACCUUGUGUCCAUGGGAGUACAGCCACAGAGUCUUGUACAGGGCAAUUCCACGGUGACUGACAUUACAAGUGCCGGAUAUUUGGGUGGUACAGCCCAAUACAGCUUCAUAAUGGAGACUGAUAAGAGUUAUUGACACCUGAGGGUUGUAAAAUCAUAUGUUGGUCUCUUAUGUAUCUGUAUUGGGCUUUAGCUCCCAAAUAUCCAGCAGUUGUAAUGUCAGUCACCGUGGAAUUGCCCCACGUGCAGUCAUUUUUGUGUGGUGUUUAGGCAUCAGGAAGAUCCGCUUUUGUCCAGGGCCUCUGUGGUUGUGAGUUGGUCUCAGACUGGAGUUAUGGGCAGCAGUCAGUUUAUGGUAGAGGUUUGCCUGAACCCCCAGAAGGCCAGUGUUGUGUUGUUGCUUAAAGUGGCUUCACUUGGAAACGCAUGUCAUGUUAACCAAAGGAGUACCAAACGACUUAAAAAUAAAUAAAAAUCUCAAAAAGGGAAUCUGUAAUAUGAGCAGUUUAUUAAGGAGCAGUUUUGCAUUUUUCUGAAAUAAAUAGUGAACGAAUAUGCCAUUAACAUGUUUGAUUAGCAUUGAAUAACCAGUAUAUUUGUCUACAGCCAAGUUGUAGAGUACUUGACAGGAGAUGGUCGACGGCUCAGAUUUUGACGUUUUCCCUGUAAUUGGACUGUAAACAAGCCUAAGUACUACUGACCUACUACUACGAUGUAAUUGAAAGGGUUAUUCUGAAACAAACUCACUGGAAAGUGUAAAAUGUUAAAGGGCACCCAGGGCUGUUCACUGAAAUUAUAAUGCUUCGAUUUUCAAUAAACAUUUAACAUGAAUCUAAUUGGAACAUUAAUGCAUUUUGGGGAAAAACAUCAAAAUGUUUGGAAGUGAACAGCAGGGAAUGCAUUCAGUUGGAUGAAAAUGAACACUCCAUGUACACAUGGGUCUUUCGAGGUAGAAUUAUUAGUACUUCUCCUGUCUAGUGUCCAACAAAAAAAGCUUUCCCUGGGUUGUUCUCAUGGAACAUAUCUAGGUGCCUUUUAAUGAGCAUCUAGCUGCAUUUCAAUUGAAGUGUGUCAGAUACAGAAGAUGGGCAUUGUACUAUUUGGAUACAUAUUGAACGAUGCACUACAAGUGACCACAUAAGUAUGGGUUUUCAUUCUGAGGUCGGUUUGUUUCAGGGGUCUUGCUAACUGUAGUUGCACUGAAGUGGGGAAAAAAUAUAUAGCAUUAUUCAUAGUCAAUUAGCGGUUGCUCAGCAACAGCAGGAGGGGGGCAGGGCUCAGCCUCGUCAGAAUGUACAGUCAUCGUUAAACUUGAAAAUGAUUGGUCCUCUUAUCUCAAAUAUUGUAGUGAUGUUUCAAUGGAUCAGGUCCGUAAUCAUUCAAUAAACUUGUAUUUAUUUGGA